This is a messenger RNA of Heterobasidion irregulare TC 32-1, 2786 nucleotides long. RefSeq lists its product as uncharacterized. The record is from RefSeq and is a predicted model, not a curated record. Lineage: Eukaryota; Fungi; Basidiomycota; Agaricomycetes; Russulales; Bondarzewiaceae. The transcript is spliced from 4 exons. Bases 1 to 2742 code for a protein of 913 amino acids.
AUGGAUCCGCCGACAAACGGCUCAAUGUCGAGACCCACCUCGAGACCCGCAUCGAGGCGGUCAAUGUCGUCCAGGAGUCGCGGGUCUUCUCCUCGUCUCCUCACCCCCAUCAACAUCGCCGCUACCACCGCCGCCAUGAGCGCCGUGGCCACCGCGUCGUCGCUUGCCGACACUUCGUCUACGCGAGACAUGCAGACAAAUACGUCACGACAAAAUAACGCACACGCGCCUCAACACGCAUCGUACGCCCUGAUCCCAACGCCCCCGCCGUCCGCGCACGGCACGUCUCCCGCCAACCCCACCACAGGACCCACGUUUGACCACGAAGGCACAGGAUCGAGCUCGGGCUCGGGUGUCCAGCAGCACACGCCCACAUCCGCCUCUUCGAUGAAUCAGAUCCCGAUGCCAUCGUCGACGCCCUUCGGCAACGAUGCGUCUUGGGCCAUGAAGCAGCAGCAGUCCUGUCCAGCCAUUGGCAUACCGCAGCUCCCGCCUUCGGUGCUCCAUGCGGCCCCUCAACACUUUGCGCAGAAUCCCCAUUCGCACCCGCACCCACCUUCGAAUGCAGGGAGCUCCGCGCCUUCUGCACCUCAAUCCUGGAAUCCCCAUGUCCAUGCCUCGGUCCCGGCCUUCCAGCGCGCGCAAGCCCCUACUCUGGUACCCUAUCAGCAUCCACAUCAACAACAAAUGCAACAACAGCAACAUCUGCAGCAACAGCAGCUGUAUUAUCAGCAGCAGUCCCAACAAUCGCACCCUGAGCAACCGCACACGCAGCAGGUUUCAUAUGACCCCUGGCUUAAUCACAUCAAUGCGCUCACAAAUUCGCGUUCGCAGUUGCAACCAUCACAUCCGUUCCAGCCUCCUCCGCACGCCCGCCCGCCGCAGUUGUUACCGAUCCAUACCCAACCCCAGCCCCAGCCGCGCCAGUCUCAACAUCAACAACACUCGCCGAUUCAACAACAGCAUCAACAACAGUAUCAGCAGCGUCAACAGCCCCAUGCACCAGGGCCACGCCAACGGCGCGCCUCAGGCCCCGCGUCUCUGCCUCUUGUUCCCGCGCCCGCCCGCCGAGCAUCGGGGCCUACGUUGCCAGCGGCAUCGUCGCCCGCACAUACGCCUAGGCCUGAGCCGGCUUCCGCCCCCGGCUCCGUAACGCUCUCGAGCGCAACGGCACGGUCACCACCUGCAUCUGGAACGGCGGCCGCGCCGCCGACGCCGACAUCGAGCACCAGCACCGCCGCCCCUUCCGCGUUGCCACCGGGCCACGGUCCCGGGGCCGGCGCCAGCGCACCGGCUCCGUACCGCCCGCCAACCCUCUCCGACCCGUCGCUCGUCACGUUCGACCUGCUCCAGCCGACGAAGGAUUUCCUCGAAAAGACGUGGGGCGCCACGGUGUCAUCCGUCAGCCGCGAGAUCACGGCGAUAACGACGUCGCACCGUGCGCUGGCGAAGGAGCGCGAGCGGCUGCUUGGGGUGUGCGAGCGGCUGGACGGGGAGCGGCGGCGGUUCGAGGAGGAAUGCAGGAGACUAAGGGAUGCGUGGAGUAGGAGCGAGGAGGGGAAGAGGCAGGCGGAGGAGGGCAUGAGAGGGUUGAUGGAUCAGCUGCGGAAGGGCGAGGAGGACAGGGAGAGGUUGGAGCGCGAGCUGGAGGUGAUGCGGGCGGUGGGCGCACAAUCGCCGAUGGAUUUGAGCUCUGUCUCGCCGGAGGUGUGGGCUGCAGCACGCGCGGUGGUUGCGAAAGAGGUGCCGCAGAAUCUGGUGAAGUUCGUCGAACAAGCGACAAGCGAACGCAGAGCACGUGUUCAAGCCCAGAUGGACCUCGUGGAAGCAAAAGACGUGCUCCAGCAGCUCUCGCGUACCUGCUCCUGCUCGGCGCGCGCGCUCAUCCCGGCUAUCCUGGACACGUCCACGGCGACCGCCUCUCCCACCCAGUUGCGCGCCGCGAUCGACACGGAUGCGGCGGCCAUCGACUCAACGCAGAGCCAUCCGAGCUCGCCCGCCACACGAGUCCGCAAAGCCGUGGAAGCCGAGGCCCAUGUUCGUGCGGAGCCAAGCGCUGCAGAAAUGAAGGGCGCCGGCGGCGUCAGCGAGCUGAACGACAGACCGCGGAAGAGGUCGCGCGUGGCUUUCGAGCACGGGGACCUCGCGAGCGACCGCGCGGUCGCCGCAUCUGCCUCUGUGCCCGCCUCCGCCGCCGUUUCCCCCGUCAUGCGCGCGCAGCCGGCAAGCUCAAGCCGCGCAGAGGAUGACGUAAAACCCGUCCUGGAUCCCGCCGCGGCGGCGUCGGCGGCGUCGCUGUCGCCCACCGGUGACGAAGCCCAGGUCGAGGCCGCGCUCGGAGCUAUGAUUGCGGAGCCUACGACUGCUGAAGCUGUCGUGCCCCUGCCGGACGGAGUGGGCCAGGACGCGGAGAUGGGCGAGGCGGACGAGGGAAACGCGAAUACCGGCGCUGCGACCCCCAGCUCGGUGGCCAGUCCGCGUACGCCGCGGCGCGUGCGGCUGGGCAUCAACCAUAUCGAUUUGGUCUAUGCGACUGUAGGAGAGCAGCUGAUGUGUCGGAUGUGUCUGCACCGCCGCCAGCACACGGACGCGAAGCUCCCCGUUGCCUCGUUCCCGCUGAACGCGUCGGGCAAGGACCUCAUCGGGCACUGCGAGGAGAGCCAUCCGGCGGCGUGCGAGUCGCUCGCGACGCUGCGCCCCGAAGAGGUGGCCGAGAUGCGCCAGCGGCUGGGCAAGAUGUGAAUGCGCGGCGCCCGCCGACGCGCCCAGAUCGCCUGAUCUCAUGC